Nicrophorus vespilloides is the source of this 1679-nucleotide messenger RNA. Its product is annotated as protein preli-like. The transcript is spliced from 5 exons. Gene Ontology annotation, biological process: phospholipid transport. Gene Ontology annotation, molecular function: phosphatidic acid transfer activity. Gene Ontology annotation, cellular component: mitochondrial intermembrane space. The coding region runs from base 384 to 1025 and encodes 213 amino acids. Lineage: Eukaryota; Metazoa; Arthropoda; Insecta; Coleoptera; Silphidae. The record is from RefSeq and is a predicted model, not a curated record.
GAUAUUGUCUGGGUGUUGAGUAAAAAAACACUAAUUCGAUAGUAAGUAGUAUAAUCGGCAGAGCGCGCUAUAGAUGUUAGACAUGGUAACAGUGGUCUCGUCAAUGACGCAGAGAGCAAUAUAUGCAACCGAUCAUCCUUCCAGUAUCUGAGGUUUAUAUAAUACACCGACAUCUGUCAAUUCCCGUUACUAGUGUAGCGGACGCGAGUACGGUCACGUUCCGCGGAGCUCUAGGUUCUCGGUGAGAAAAAAGGAUGGUGGUCUGAUCGUAGACAGCGACGACGGCAGCCGCACACAUAAAUUUCAAAGCGCCGAUUCCUCUGUGACCAUUGUGAAGUAAAGGGCUAUUAAGAUCAACUCAGGAGAGCGGUUCGAUUGACAAUAUGCCCAGGUACUUCGAGAGCACGACAGUGUUCAAUUUUUCAUGGGAGCAAGUGGCACAGGCCUUCUGGAGGCGAUACCCAAAUCCCAAUAGUAAACAUGUGCUGACGGAAGAUACUAUAUCUCGGGAGGUACGUGGAGAUCAGUUGGUGUCUAAAAGACUUUUACGGAAGACGAACGCUCUCCCAAAAUGGGCAGAACGGUUCAUCAAUACGAAGCAUGUGUACAUCAUGGAAGAGUCCUCGGUGGAUCCGAAGAACAAAGUGUUAGUGACAUACACGCGAAACUUAGGUUUCGCCAAAGUUAUGAGUGUAACUGAAAAGGUAGUGUAUAGGGAGAGCGAGAAUCAGCCUGGACAUACUGUUGCUGUCCGAUCGGCGUGGAUAGAUUCGCAAGUGAGGGGAUUCAGCAAAGCCAUCUGCGCUUUCGGUUACGAGCGUUUCAAAAAGAAUUGCCACAAAAUGGCCGGCGGAUUUAAUCAUGUUCUUAUGAGCAUGUACCCGGUGCACCAACACCUUACAAAUCACGCGACGGCAGCCGCCUCCGCCAAAAACAAGCUGAAAGACGCCGCGAAGAACGCGUCAGAACUGGCCAAAGCAAAAGCUGCCCCAAUCUACGCCUCCCUACAUCCCAACCAAUCGUAGAUACUGUUUUACAAUAUGUGUUUAUUUCUUAUAUAUUCUCUCGUUAUUACGUUGCUAAAUGAUUCCAUUUCAAUGAUAUUCCACACAAUUUACAUCGAGUAUUCACUGCGACACAUCGCAUCGCGCCUUACCGCUACCGCAGGGCGGAAAAUCAAUAAUAUUAAUAAAUGGCAAUAAUUAAUCAAUCGGUCUUAUAAUUAAGGAUGCGUCUAUUUCUUUUAUGUCGCUGUAAUUUGUAUUGAAUUGUUCACUUGGAUUGUAUAAACACAAUGGGCCACAAAUAUCGAAAUCAUUCAUCCUCGUUAUAAUUAUGUUUAAAUGCAAUUAGGGAGCGGUUAUCUUUUUAUUGUUCUAUAAUUAUUAUAAAUUUAACCGUUCAGGUAUUAUUUUACACUGUAAUUUAGGCAGCAAGGAAUUUUUUUUCGUUUUUUUAACAAAUAUUCAUAUAUGCAUACAUUGAUUAGCCAGUCUCAUUAUUGAUGUACGUAAUGGGUUCUUAAAUGGUUUCAUUUUUUAUGCAAGUACGUACUAAUUUAUCACGUACUUUCGUUUUCAAGGUUAAAUCGAUAUAGCAUUUAAAAAGUCCUCUAGUCUUAGUUUAUGAAUCUAGUUUGUAAUUAAAAAUAAUAAUAGUAAUAAACAGUUUAUAAUUUU